AUGGGACUCUGGCUACCACAGAUGAUUCAGAAGAGAUUAUUGCUAUAUGUCCUUCAACAAAUAUCAGUUUUAUCAAAUAUUGAUCUGUCGAAUUUGCAUGUAUCGUUGGGAUCUAGCUCGCAGUUUUCGUUUGAUGAUCUCAAUUUAGCUGUUGAUGAUAUUAAGAUACCAUAUCUCUCUCUGAGAAGUGGAUCGAUCAAACAUUUAGAAAUCGAGCUUACUGUAUCAGGUGGAGUGAGCAUUUGUGGAAAGGGCGUGUUGUUUGUGGUAAAACCCUUAAUUGACGACCAGGAUAACGAUCCCAACUCUUUUUCUUUAACAAAAAGCAUCCAUGAUUUGACAAAUUCGAUAAUACAAUAUUCUGAAUCUGAUAAGCAUUCAUUUAGUGUGUACAAAGAUCCAGAAUCGGAUGGGAGUACUAGUCCUUUAGCUGAUAGUACUGAAAGCACCAGUAGUAGUGGGAAGGAGAGUGAGCCAAUUAUUGCAGUUGGUGCACUAGAGAAUAUGAAGAACAAGAUUUUAAAUGUCGCAUUAUCCAAAUUAAUGGUGCGGUUUGAAAAUAUCAAAUUUAGGUUUCUCUUGGAGGAGAACAUAAUUGAGGCCAGCUUGGGUGAAAUAGAGCUGAAUACCGAAGAUAAUAAUAUUCGUAAAGUGGAAAUUCAUGAUUUUAAAGUUGUUUGUGUUAAGAAUUCGGAGCCGAAUGACACAGAGUACCUUUCUGAUGAUAAUAUGUCUAAUAGUGUACUUUACUCAUCGAAGGAAGCUUCAUCAAUUUAUAUGAGUGCUUUGGAAGGUUUAAAAUCUCCUCCGGACGGUCAGGAAGACUCUAUACUUGAAGACAAUGAACUUUCUUUAGGUUUGACCGCUAUCGAGCAUAUAAGCAUCUCAUUUCAGGGAUUGUCUUCGUUAGACGAUUUAGCUUUAAGGGAUCUUAAGGUUAAAAUACAGAACGCUUCCAUUGACCUGGAGAGCUUGCUCACAAUGAGUGACACUACAAUAGGAUUUGUUUCCCGAGUUUUUACAACAAGAAAAACGGAGGACGUACCGCAGGCUAGCAAUUUGAAAGGCUAUAAACGUUUUCAAAAGGAGCAAGGUAUAUUAGAAGGCUUUGACAAUCUAGCUGUUGACAUGAAUUAUCUAUCCGUCCACUUUGGGGAGGGAGUGAGCAUGGUAUUUAACAAUAUGAACUAUACUUGCUGGGAAAAUAGAGAACAAACAAUGUUAAUUGAUACAAUGACACUGAAGGGUGAUGGAAUUGACCUUCAAUCAUCGCCAGCUCCAAUUCUAAGAGCCGUAUUAAAUUCUAAUGAAGUCGAAAUCAAUAUACUGCACAGUUUGAUUCUCAAAGUUGAUAAGCUUGCUUUAGGUAAGCUUGCAAAAGUACAGCAUCGCUUACAAGAGUUUUCAGUGAGAAAUAUACGCCCUCCUCCCAAGAAAAGUCAUGCUUCAUCGCGAUAUAAGGAGGAAAGAGUGUACAAAUUUUGUGCAAAACCGAUUACUGUCUUGUUGAACAUCGGUGCUUAUCAACUCUAUCUCUCAACCUCAGAAAUUUUCAGUAGGCUUCCCAAUGACAUUAUUAAGAUUAAGAAUGUUACAAUUGGUAGAAGAACUGAGCAAAAGGAUCAUUCAAUGGUAACACUCGACGAUCUGUCUAUCAUUGCAUCAAAAUCAAGAAUGCAAUUGAUAUCAUUCGAUGAAAAUUUCAAGGAAUCCUCGCUAACAAGCAAGAUGUUAGUAAGGGUGCGUGAAAUUGCAGUUAGUCACGAAUUUGAGCAUUUAAAGCGACUUUUUCUGGAUUUUCAAGAUAUACAUUCCAUUAUCAAAAUAAAUGACAAGAAACCCAAUGUGGAUAAGCAUAAGGUGUUCAUGAAGAGAAGUGUCCGAAUAUUGAAAUCAUCUAAUAUUGUGUACAAAAAAACAGAUCAGGCAUUAUAUUCAAUUAUUUUGGAUAAUGUCGAUAUCAAAAUUAGGUCUUUUUAUAAUGAGCAUUUUGGAGACUUACAGACAAAUAUUUCCAGCAUUUUGCUUGCUGCCAGCAUGGACGGCAGUUUUUUUGGCUUUUGCAAAGAUUUUUUAUGUAAGAGAAACACUGCCAGUCAGCAAGAAGUACUGGCCUCUUCAAUUACGACAGAAGAUAUAAAAAAACCUCUGAUUUUCUUCCAGGCCAAAGCUAAUGGUAAAAUCAAGACUAUACUCAGAGAAAUGUCUCUUCACUACUAUGCAAAGUGGCUUGAUUUCUUUUCGAGCAAAAGCAAUGAUUCGAGCUCUGAAAAAAGUAAUUUACAAAAUUCCAUUCCAUGGGAGCUUAAAAUGAUUAACUGUUCGAUAAAGCUUCACCCAUAUAGAAUAAAACCAUGCUUAGCAAUUAUUAUGGAGCAUAUACAUUUGACUGGACGAACUGCGAUGGAGCAGGUUAAAAUAGUUGCAAAAAAUGGUGCUAUUCUUUUGAUUGAUGAUGUUCAAAAUAUAAAAUUUGUCGAAAAGCGGCACUAUCCUUCUCUUGUCAACUUUUAUGUUUAUCAAGGGUUCUCCGAAGUAGGCAAGAUCGACUCUGUUAGUAUUCAGAGCAAGAGAGUUGCGAAUGCGACAUCUGCUAAGAUUAAAGCUAAUAACAUUGGCUUAUCUCUUUGCGCUGACUCUGCACAUACGCUUGUGCAACUUUUUAUGGAUCUCAAGAUACCCAUUACAUUUCCUGAUGAUGAAAAGUAUAGCCUCACUGUUCCAUCUGCGAUAGAUGUCUUUAAGCAUAUUGACAGCGAUUUUUUUUGUUCAUCUCAUAUUAAAAAAAAUUCAGACUGUUAUGAAAAUGAUGAGGAAGAUUUGAUUCAUGUAGAUAGCAGCUUUCUAGAUGAUGACACUAAUAAUCAGCACCAGCAAGUCAUGAAAGAGAAUUAUACGAUCGAUACGUCGUCGGAGUCUACAAGUUCUAACAUGAGGCUGCAAGAGUCCUACUUAGACACAACCAUCAGGGAGGAUCAUGAAUCGCUAACAGAAUUAAAAGAACACAUAGAUAUUGUAAUUGAGUUAGAGGUGGCAAAAAUGACAAUAAAACUUUUUGAUGGGUACGAUUGGAAGUUCACAAGGAAGUCAAUAUCACAAAAAAUAGAAGAGAUUGAUCGCGAACUUAAGAAGCGCAGUGAAACUACCAACUCAAAUGAGCGUCUAGAGGGUGCCAUCUUUGACUCGAUUUACAUCUCGGGAAAUCCUUCCGAUUCAGUAGAUCUGAAAAAGAGGGUCAAUGACGAAAUUCAGGGUGAAUUUAUGUCAGGUUUAGGGAGUAGAAAGGCAGACCUUCACCCUUCCCGCUAUUAUAAGGCAUUGGUGGAAUUGAACCAGUUGGGACUAAUCUUCACAGGCUAUCCAAUGGGCACACCUACGCGUUCGGAAUCAGCUGGUACCGCCGAAGUCCUCAACAAAUGCGAGAUUUUGGUACAAAGUUUUGAUGUAAUAGACAACGUACCGACUUCUACGUGGAAUAAACUACUGACCAUACUUCGUCACGAGCAAUGGCCGCUGGAUAGGCCAAUGCUAAAUAUGAAUGUUUGCCUGCUUCGGCCAGUUGACUUUUUGGCAGCCACAGAAUUGAGAUUCGAUAUCAAACUUGCCCCAUUACGCCUCCAUGUAGACCAGGAUACUCUCGACUUUUUAGUUAAGUUUGGGGAAUUUAAGGACAUGAGGUUUGAACUGAUUGAUAAAUACCCUGAUAUUCCCUUUAUACAAAAGCUUACAACAAAUUCUGUGAAGCUCAAACUCGACUAUAAGCCAAAAAAAGUUGACUAUUCUGGAUUGAGGUCUGGUCAUACUAGUGAAUUGAUGAACUUUUUCAUUUUAGACGGAGCAAAUAUAACUCUGAAGGGUGUGGCAUUGUACGGAAUAAGUGGCUUUUCGGAGCUCAAUACAAUUCUAAAAUCUGUAUGGACACCAGAUAUCACUUCAAGGCAAUUACCAGGAGUCUUAAAAGGCUUUGCACCCGUUAAAUCUAUAUUGGCUCUUGGCUCCGGGGCCAGAGCAUUAGUUUCCGUACCAUUGGCCGAGUAUAAGCAAGACCGUAGACUGGGAAGGAGUCUUAAACAAGGGUGUAACGUAUUUGUCAGGACAGCUACAGGUGACUUCGUAAAACUUGGUGCAAGGUUAGCUUCGGGGACUCAGACUGUAUUGGAAAGCACAGAGGAGUUUUUCGGUGGUGAUGGUGCACAAGGGAGACUUUUUAAGUACGAUGAUCCUUUGAUGGAUAUCAACGGUUUACUGGAGGAGGAUCAGCUUGUCGGAGGUAGCAAUCCUACGAUAAAAGGUCGCGGUCCUGCUGCAUUGGUGAUAGAUCCCUCAAAAUGUAACGAAGGAGAACCUAAAAUAGUUAGUCUCUAUGCUGACCAGCCCCUGGAUCUACAUAAAGGUCUCGAAGAAGCAUAUUCUUCACUCGAAAAGCACAUGCAUCUUGUUUAUGACGUUAUAUGGAAAACUCAGGGUGAAAUAAAAGAUUCACGCUCAGGCACGGCUGCUGCCGCAGUCUCUGUCGCCAAAGUAGCGCCAGUCGCCAUAAUAAGACCUCUGAUAGGGGCAACCGAGGCGAUUGCAAAAGCACUUCAGGGCAUCUCCAAUCAACUUGAUAAAGAGCAAGUGAAUGAUCUCAAUGACAAAUAUAAAUCAAGGAGUGGCAAGAAAUAG
Molecule: messenger RNA, 4665 nt
Organism: Zygotorulaspora mrakii
Lineage: Eukaryota; Fungi; Ascomycota; Saccharomycetes; Saccharomycetales; Saccharomycetaceae
Gene: ATG2
Product: Atg2p
Exons: 1
Coding region: 1-4665 (1554 amino acids)
Biological process (GO): piecemeal microautophagy of the nucleus; autophagosome assembly; autophagy of mitochondrion
Cellular component (GO): extrinsic component of membrane; phagophore assembly site
Molecular function (GO): phosphatidylinositol-3-phosphate binding
Source: RefSeq, a predicted model, not a curated record